Molecule: messenger RNA, 2656 nt
Organism: Coffea eugenioides
Lineage: Eukaryota; Viridiplantae; Streptophyta; Magnoliopsida; Gentianales; Rubiaceae
Product: MDIS1-interacting receptor like kinase 2-like
Exons: 2
Coding region: 3-2570 (855 amino acids)
Biological process (GO): hormone-mediated signaling pathway; protein phosphorylation
Cellular component (GO): plasma membrane
Molecular function (GO): protein binding; ATP binding; protein kinase activity
Source: RefSeq, a predicted model, not a curated record
UCAUGAUACUAGCUAUUGCACCAGUUGCAGUAGCAGCAAAGGAGUCUGCUGUGAAUUUAUUGGAAGCUGAGGCACUGCUCAAGACUGGCUGGUGGGGAGACAGUAGUGCUACUGCAACAAACAUCUCUGCCCACUGCCAGUGGUCUGGUAUUGUUUGCAACGAUGCUGGUAGCGUUACCGAAAUACUACUUCCGAACUGCAGAAUUUACGAUGAGUUGAAAAUUUUCAGCUUCUCUUCUUUUCCGAACCUGGUUAGACUGGAUCUCAGUCGAAAUGAACUUUACGGAGCCAUCCCACAUCAAAUAGGUGCACUCUCCAAACUCACCUAUCUCGAUUUGUCUUCCAACAGACUUGAAGGCGAGCUCCCGUCUUCUCUAGGAAACCUUACACAACUAGCACAGCUUGAUGUUUCUUUGAACUGGAUUGAUAGCUUAAUUCCUCCAGGUAUUGAAAACUUGACAAAUUUGGUUACUCUAGACUUGAGCCAGAAUUCUUUUGGUGGUCCCAUUCCUUCAACUCUUGGCCAAUUGUCUAAUCUUGACUCUCUUGACCUCAGCAAUAACCACUUCAAUGGGACGAUUCCUUUAACUCUUUUUAAUUUGACAAAUCUUUCCCGAUUAUACAUUCACUCGAAUCCCUCAAUGGGAGGAUUUCUCCCAAAAGAAAUAGGAAAUUUGAAGAGUUUAAUUCAAUUAGACUUGAGUUACAGUGGAUUUUCUGGCAGCAUCCCUCCAACUCUUUUUAAUUUGACAAAUCUUUCUCGGCUAUACAUUCAUUCGAAUCCCGCAAUGGGAGGAUUUCUCCCAAAAGAAAUAGGAAAUUUGAAGAGUUUAGUUGAAUUAGACAUCAACGGCCUUAAUCUUUCAGGUGCCCUUCCUUCAGCCCUUUGCCGCCUAACCAAAUUAGCAUCUCUUUCAGGUGCUGAGAAUCAAAUUUAUGGUUCCAUUCCCUCUGAAAUAGGAAAUUUGAAAAUUUUGGAAUAUCUCAAUCUUGGGUCCAACCGGCUGAUUGGUCAAAUCCCUCCGACCCUUGGCAAUCUGUCUGCUCUAGUUAAUUUGAACCUCUCUUCUAACCAAAUAAGUGGUUCCAUACCUCUUGGACUUUUCGAUAUACCUUCUCUAAGAUUUCUAGAUCUUUCCUCAAACCAACUUACUGGCUCAAUUCCUACCCAAUUUGGGGAUGACAUUUUUAAAUCCGAGGGGCACCUUUUGACUUUGAAUCUUUCCCACAAUAUUCUCUCUGGCACUGUCCCCUCGUCUUUUAUGCUACUAGGCGAGCUACUGGGGGACAUCGACCUGUCCUAUAAUGCUUUGGAAGGUGAACUUCCGUGCAAGCUUGUCAUUCAGUUUGGUUCAGAAAGAUUUGUCGGCAAUCCACACUUGCGUCACGAUUCCACUCUUUGUGGAGUAUCUCCUCCUGUUAUGGGAAAUCACACUCCUGUUAUUGUGGGAAAUCAUAGACAUCGCACCCUAUACUACAUCAUAGGUCUUGGCGUAACGUUGUUGGUGUUCGCAAUAACUGGCGGAUUAGUAAUUUAUAUCCGCUGCUUCAAGAAAGUUAAAGUCGAGCUCAUGGACAAUAAACAUGGAGACAUUUUCAGAAUAUGGAACUAUGAUGGACAUAUGGCUUACGAAGACAUAAUUAAAGCAACCAACGAUUUUGAUGUCUGUUACUGCAUCGGGACAGGAGGGUAUGGCUCUGUAUACAGAGCACGGUUGCCAAGUGGGAAAGUAGUGGCUUUGAAAAAGCUUCACCGUUUGGAAGGCGAGAAUCCAAAUUUUGACAAGAGCUUUAGGAAUGAAGCCGACAUGCUAUCUAAAAUCAGGCACAGGAACAUUGUAAAGCUCUUCGGAUUCUGCCUGCACAAGCGAUGCAUGUUUCUGAUUUAUGAGUAUAUGGACAGAGGAAGCUUGUUUUGUAUCUUGAGAGAUGAAACCGAAGCUGUGGAGCUGGAUUGGAUUAAAAGAGUGAAUUUGAUCAAGGGCAUUGCCAGUGCAUUGUCCUACUUGCAUUACGAUUGUGAUCCGCCAAUCAUUCACAGGGAUGUGUCAAGCAACAACAUUCUUUUGAAUUCACAGCUCGAAGCAACUCUUUCUGACUUUGGAACUGCGAGGAUUUUGGAACUUGAUUCAUCAAAUCAAACAGUCAUUGCAGGCACCUUUGGCUACAUGGCACCAGAGCUAGCCUAUACCAUGGUGGUCACUGAAAAGUCUGAUGUGUAUAGCUUUGGCGUUGUGGUGCUGGAAACGCUGUUUGGAAAGCAUCCACAAGAUUUCCUUUCCUCCUUUUCAUCACAACCCAAUGAACCAAUACUGCUGAAGGAUCUUCUUGAUGCCCGUCUGCCCCCUCCGACUAACCCUUUGGUGGUUCGAAAUGUGGUUCUCGCAACAGCGUUAGCCCUGGAUUGCGUCAACGCAAACCCGAAAUGUCGACCAACAAUGCAGCAAGUGGUGAACCGAUUUGAAGAGGGCAGGCGAGAACCAACUAGGCCUUUGCACACCAUUGCUGUGAAUCAGCUUGUUAGUCCUCCAGAACUUUCACUGCCUGACCAAACCUACACAGUAGUUUAAGCACCACGAAUGGCUUUCGUGUGGAUAUCUCUACCGUCAUCCAAUAUUUACACCAAAGGAGAAAUUGAAUUUGCUUGCUGUCUUUA